AUGCCGCGCGUCAUCCUCGCCCGCCACGGCGAGACGCUCUGGUCCCUCUCCGGUCAGCACACUGGGCGCACAGACAUACCGCUCACCGAGCACGGCGAGCACGUAAUGCGCGUUCUCGCCCCGAGCAUCGUCGGCGUUCCCGCUCCCGGCGCCCCCGGAGCAGCAGCAGAGGACAGCAAGCGGCUGCUCGUCGACCCGCACCGCAUCUCACACAUCUUUAUCUCGCCGCGGCGCCGCAGUCAGCGCACGCUCCAGCUCCUCCUCGAGCACCUCACCCCCGCCGAGCGCGCGCAGGUCGUCAAACCCGAGAUCCGUCAAGAGUGCCGUGAGUGGGACUACGGUGCCUGCGAAGGGCUCACCUCGGCCCAGAUCCGCGCGCGACCCGGCAUGCAGAACUGGGACAUCUGGCGCGACGGCACGCCGGACCACCCGACCCGCCCCGCCGAGCUCCCGGGAGAAUCGGCGCAACAGAUGACCCAGCGUGUUGACGCCGUCAUCGCCCACAUACGCUACCUCCAAAAGGCCGUCAUCGAGGGCCACGCAGAGACCACGCAUGACCCCGAGAUCGUCCGCCGUGGAGGCGACAUCCUCCUCAUCGCCCACGGUCACUACAACCGUGUCUUCAUUGCCCGCUGGCUCGGACUGCCCAUUGAGAACGGCAGGCUGUUCGAAGUCGACGCUGGCGGCAUCGCCAUCCUCACAUACACGCACCACUCUUUCGACGAGCCCGCCAUCGGAGGCAUUUUCAGCGCCAAAGUCGGGCCUAAACCUGCGCCCGUCCUCCCUCCUCCAGUGCAACACGAAGAGACCCAGUACCUCUCCCUCAUCUCGCGCAUUAUUUCGUCACCCGCCUCGGAAGGUGGCGGGGAACAAAGGGCGGACCGUACGGGCACGGGUACGCUCGCCGUCUUUGCGCCGCCGCCGUUCAAAUUCGACUUGACGCAGGGAAAGUUGCCAUUGCUCACCACCAAGCGCGUCUUUACACGCGGCGUCAUUGAGGAGCUUCUCUGGUUCAUCAGCGGCAAGACGGAUGCCAAGCUCCUCUCUGAUCGCGGAGUGCACAUCUGGGACGGCAAUGGUUCGCUCUCCUUCCUGCAGUCUCGAGGUCUUGGGCAUCGGCGCGAGGGCGACCUCGGACCCGUGUACGGCUUCCAGUGGCGCCACUUUGGCGCCGAGUACUUCGAUGCCGACACCGAAUACGUCGCUAAGGGCGUCGACCAGCUUCGCGAGGUUAUUCGGCUGAUCAAAGAGAACCCUACCGAUCGGCGCAUCAUCCUGAGCGCUUGGAAUCCCAAGGAUCUCUCGCUGAUGGCCUUACCACCAUGCCAUAUGUUCUGCCAGUUCUUCGUUCACACGCCUGCGCCGGAUGCGGUACCCAGCACGAAGCGCGGCCUUUCCUGCCAAAUGUACCAGCGCUCCUGCGACCUCGGCCUCGGGAUCCCGUUCAAUAUUGCGUCGUACGCGCUGCUGACGUACAUGAUCGCUCAUGUCACGGACACUGAGCCGCGCGAGCUGACGCUCGUCAUGGGCGAUGCGCACGUGUACAAUGAUCACGUCGAGCCACUGAAAGAGCAAAUCAAGCGCGAGCCGUACCCCUUCCCAACAUUCAAGUUCGCGCGGCAAGUGAGCGACAUAGACGCCUUCAAGCCAGACGACUUUGUCAUAGAGAACUACAAGUGCCACGGCAAGAUUGAGAUGAAGAUGGCUGUAUGA
Molecule: messenger RNA, 1713 nt
Organism: Tilletiaria anomala UBC 951
Lineage: Eukaryota; Fungi; Basidiomycota; Exobasidiomycetes; Georgefischeriales; Tilletiariaceae
Exons: 4
Coding region: 1-1713 (570 amino acids)
Biological process (GO): dTMP biosynthetic process
Cellular component (GO): cytosol; mitochondrion
Molecular function (GO): thymidylate synthase activity
Source: RefSeq, a predicted model, not a curated record